AUGUUGAGCUGUUUUUCGUGUUGCAUGACCGAAGAAAGUGCUCGUCAAGCGUCCUUGAAGAGUAAGAGCACUCGAAAGUACCAUGACACGAAGCCUUUGGAAUCCAUUGCCAAUAUCUCCAUGAAGACCGAAGGUAGCAGAAGGAGGUAUUUGGCCGACGAGAUUGAAAAACUCGGAAAGAACAACAUAUCAACCGAUAUUUUCACAUUUAACGAGCUAUCGGCCGCAACUCAAAACUUCAAACUCGAUACUUUGAUCGGUGAAGGUGGCUUUGGGAGGGUGCACAAGGGCCACCUGGAGAAUAAGAGCAUUGAUGUUGCGGUGAAGCAACUCGACCGAAAUGGCUUCCAAGGGAAUCGAGAAUUUCUCGUCGAAGUUCUUAUGUUGAGCCUUCUUCACCAUCCGAAUCUCGUGAACCUUAUCGGAUAUUGUGCCGAGGGAGAGCAGAGAAUAUUAGUGUAUGAGUACAUGGCCAAUGGCUCCUUAGAAAAUCACCUCUUAAACAUAGACUCGGAUAGAAAGCCACUCGACUGGGAAACCCGGAUGAAAAUCGCAGAAGGUGCAGCGAAAGGGCUCGAGUACUUGCACGAAACAGCAAAUCCUCCGGUAGUAUACCGUGAUUUCAAAGCCUCAAACAUACUCUUAGACGAAAAUUUCAACCCCAAACUAUCCGAUUUCGGGCUAGCAAAGCUAUGUCCAAAUAACGAUGUAAAAAACUACGUUUCGACACGAGUAAUGGGAACUUACGGGUACUGCGCGCCCGAAUAUGCAGCCACCGGGCAGCUCACCACUAAAUCCGAUGUGUACAGUUUUGGCGUCGUUUUUCUAGAAAUGAUCACCGGUAGAAGAGUUAUCGACAACACAAAACCAAGUGAGGAGCAGAACUUAAUCGAAUGGGCACAACCUUUGUUUAAGGAUAAGAAAAAGUUCCAUACAAUGGCUGAUCCGUUGCUUGAAGGGAAGUAUCCGGAAAAAGCGCUUUACCAAGCGCUGGCUAUUGCCGCAAUGUGCCUGCAAGAAGAAGCCGAUACUCGACCAUUGAUAACCGAUGUUGUGACAGCACUGCAAUUUUUAACUGUUGGUAAGGAGAAUGAAGGAGGAAAUAACAAUGGUGAUGAAUAA
Molecule: messenger RNA, 1122 nt
Organism: Striga hermonthica
Lineage: Eukaryota; Viridiplantae; Streptophyta; Magnoliopsida; Lamiales; Orobanchaceae
Source: the annotation of a GenBank genome assembly